AUGUUUGAGAUAUCUGGAAACCUGCACAUUUCUCUAGUGGAUAUCACAUCGAUUCAUGGAUCUUUAGAUAAUACUAUCCAUCUCACCACUGUGAUCAGUUCCAAUGAUAUAGUCCAACAUAUCCCAUAUUCUGAACUGUCAAAAUUCCAUGUCAUUCUAAAGUCAUGCAGCCCAGAUCCCCCUCCUUUCAUUUACAAUCCUGAAACCCAAAUCUUUUUCACUGGAUACCUUACUGCUAGUACUUUUGGUGGUUACCCCGAGGUUACGGUUGGCGAAGGAAAGUGGGUGUUACACCAAGGCCAAAGCUUUGAAUUGGUCGAGGAAUUUCACAAGGCUCGCGUCUGGGGAUCUGGAUAUGUGGUAAAGGUUAAUUACAAUUGGACUGCUUGUCAACAAAGCUAUGUGACUGUUCAGGACGCAUUACCAAAGAAGGGGGCCUCGAUCCGACUUCUUGCCUGGGACUCUGAACUUUUGGGGAAAAUGUGUCAGCUUCAACGUGGGGACUGGAUCAAGUUUGGUGGUAAGGCUGGGAUUGAAUCCUAUAAGGAUGCUCACAUUGUGGAAACAACACCUCGAAGUUUUAGGACGCUCAAUAUCAACCAGAUAUUUCCUCAGGUCAAAUCCCAAAAAAAUUCAACAGUUAAACGUAGACGAUUGGGCACUGGUGAAGUUACCAAAGAGAAGGAACGGAAAAAAGAGAUCAUUUCAUUCAGCCUUGGACAGAUUUAA
Puccinia triticina is the source of this 729-nucleotide messenger RNA. RefSeq lists its product as uncharacterized. The record is from RefSeq and is a predicted model, not a curated record. The coding region runs from base 1 to 729 and encodes 242 amino acids. NCBI's taxonomy places the organism in Eukaryota, Fungi, Basidiomycota, Pucciniomycetes, Pucciniales, Pucciniaceae. The transcript has 3 exons.